UAGAUGCGGUCGCAGUUUUGCAGCACGGACUAUGCUUUUAAGCUCUUCACCCAUGGAUAACAACAAUAAAUCUACCCGACGCUUCGGGUUCUUGAUGUUCGACAAUGAUGCUGCUAUCUCGAAAUCCUCGAUGAAACAAGUCCACGUCUCCCACAUCUUGGUGGCUGGGACGUUUUUCGGAAACGGUGUAAUGCUAUCCCAACGGAUGGCACUUUCCGCAUUAGCAUCAGAAAUGUUGACAGUCAGGAGCAAUGACCGAAUAGUGUGCGAAUUGGUGUUCAACAUCGCCAAACUGCUCUUCUUCGACUUGAUGAACGGAAGGAGCACGUACCUACGUUCCUUCAUGGAUAAGCUUAUCCGAAUCAACACCUGGAGUAGCAGAUGGAGCACGCACAUAUCUUCCUGGAGAUGACAUUCUACCUCUUGCUGUAUUUUUGAGACCAAUAAUACAAAGACGCAAUUUAGCUUAAUAGAACU
Molecule: messenger RNA, 477 nt
Organism: Malaya genurostris
Lineage: Eukaryota; Metazoa; Arthropoda; Insecta; Diptera; Culicidae
Exons: 2
Coding region: 32-412 (126 amino acids)
Source: RefSeq, a predicted model, not a curated record